Molecule: messenger RNA, 6920 nt
Organism: Magallana angulata
Lineage: Eukaryota; Metazoa; Mollusca; Bivalvia; Ostreida; Ostreidae
Product: protein Fe65 homolog
Exons: 15
Coding region: 1404-3728 (774 amino acids)
Biological process (GO): regulation of DNA-templated transcription
Cellular component (GO): nucleus; cytoplasm
Molecular function (GO): amyloid-beta binding; transcription factor binding
Source: RefSeq, a predicted model, not a curated record
AAGUAAUGGUUAUUACUUAAAAACAAUUUAUGAACGUGAUAAUUUUAUUUAUUAACUCCUUAAUGCUCACCAGAGCAAGUCAUGAUUAAAAAUUGAAUUGGAAGCUGGUGACAAAAAUUUGUGUUGCUAAAUGUUUAACAUAUUGAUUGUCACUUGAUGCAUCUGUUUAAAACCCAGCUAGCUGCUAUGCAGAUAAUUAACUCAUUGAAUUUUUUAUUUGAGAAUUGUGAUUUUAUAAAGGAUUUCCAGUUUUUUGGAGUGGCAUUAUCAAUGGUGUUGUUGUUGAGUCUUGGAAUGUCAUCUCAAUGAAAAUCAUUCAAUUAUUUUCAUCCCAGAGGAUGUGGAAAAAAUUAUGACGGUAAUGUAUCUCGUCAGCCACAUAUAUGUGGAGGGAUGAACCAUGUUGUUAAGUAUCAGUGACAGUCGCCCAAGGUUAAUGUAAGAUAUCAACCAAAACACUACAGGAAUCUCAGAGACACUGGACACAAAGCUUACCCUAUGUAUGGGUAUAUAUAAUGGCGGGGAACUGUAGGGGUUGAUGUACAUAAUGGAAGCUGUCUGAACCAAAAGCAGUGCAUUAUUCCUUGUUCUAUAGAAUUGUAAUAUUGUCUCCCCUAUACCACAAUAGAAGCGAUCAUCUUGAAAUGGACUGCUAUAUUCCUCCUUUGAAUCGGGGAAUAGAAUUUUGUUAGGCCUGCAAUUAAAAUGAAUUUACUUCAGGGAAUACUGAGACUGAUAAAGGAAAUCAUCGGUGGAAUUCAUUUACUCAUGAAUCAUCAUUGUACGAUACGAUUGGAGACCGUCAAAAUGAAGGGCUGUACCUAGUCAUAAGUAUAGAAGCUGAGAAUCAAAUCGGUCCUCGUUCUAACAUUGUGACAGAUCUUAGAGUGGGGCUUUCUCAUGUUUCAACCAAUCACUGCCCAACUAAGUAUCUUCUCCAUUACUUUCUUUAUUUGGAACUUUUGUGAUUUUCUUUCUCGACAGCUGUGGUUCUUAGUGAUGCUUGUGCAGUGUGAUACAUGCCCUUGAUCGUAUCUAAAGUAUAUUAAGAAAACAUUUGAUUGGCAUAUUCCUGAUUUAAGACGUGUUUCUGAAGUUAAGAGAUUCAAUCUCUUGCUGCUUAAGGAAAAUUUUGUCGCUGAUGGAUGAAUCUUUAUAUUGACCGAUCAAAAUCCAGCGAGCAAUAGAUAGACGCUUCCCUCUGAUCAUCUAUCCUUUUAUGAUUCGGAUUACUCAAAAAAAAGGGUUUCUUCCUUAGAGGGGAAAUUGCAUGGGAAACAGAAUUCAGUCUGCAAUUAUGGUUUAGAAUGGAGGCAUCAACAGGUUCCCUUUCUGAUACAUGGGAGUUUGUAAUCUAACGAUGCCAAAAAAUUUGAGGAUAUUUUCACUGAAAUUGAAUCAAAAUGCUUAAAGAAAAUAAGCUGCUUUGCAAGAGUGCCAUGAUGUUUUACACAACAGACCAUGGGUAUAGCAAUGCAAACAUGACUCAUCGCCGAAGAAACCGAACAAGAAAAUUUAAUUUAAAUAUGUCUUGGUAUGGAACUUUAUACAAACGAAUUAAAGGAUCUCAGAAAAUGUGGACUCUGCAUCAUAAUCCAUUGCAUGAUCCAGAGAACACUUUCUUGAGUUUUUCCAACCCCAACUACCGAUUUGAAGACCAGCUUAAGAUGAAGUCCAGUAAACUGCACAAAGAAGCAUACCAUAAUGACUCGAACAUCUACAAUGAAGUUGAUCCAUCUUCCAUGUCUCUGUUAGACAAUAAAUCUGUGUCAGAUAAAUACUCCAACGAAAGUGAGAAACAGCAACUGCUUGGUGAUUUGUCUGUGGACAGUUCAUCCUCUUCAGAGGAGGAAGAAACUGAAAGUGAAAACAAGGAGCUAAAGCAGAAUAUGUUGAAAAAUGAGAAAAAUCUGAUGAAGAAGGAGGAGAAGAAUUCACAGGAAGGAGGCAAGGAGAGCGGAAAGAAAUCCACAGGAUUCCUGGAGUAUUACUCCAUGCUGGAGAGCAAAGCCAAGGAGAAGUCGCAAUCCGUCUCAUCCGACCUGGAUCUGGAAUUGGAAUGGAGUGGAAUUACAUCUCCAGUCAACCAAACCAAAGUCAAGUUUGACAUAAAUUCACCUGACAGUGGAAUCCAUUCGGAUGCGAGAUCGGAUGAUGGGUCACAUGUCCAUGGACCAGUCAAUGAGGACAUCUACUCUGUCGUCAACAAGUCCUCGGAACCGGAGGGCUCGGAGGAAACGACGCCAACAGGGGACCCACCACAGGAAGUGGUUCUGCCCCCUGGCUGGGAGAAGUGUGAAGACGAGGAGGGAGCGUACUACUGGCACAUCAAGAGCGGGACCAUCCAGAGGGAGCCACCCUCCCCAACCACCCCUGAUGUCAAACAAACCACACUCAGAUCACUCUCUGUCAAGAGUACUUCAAGUUCAGGGUCCACCACUAACGGAUCCGUCCCUUCCAGUCCUUCUAGUGUGUCCUCAAACACCGAGGAGCCAUUGAAGGCGUUCGAGGGGCAUGCUCUACAAUAUGCCGCUAAUUCACUACAAAAUAUGUCUGCAAAGUUAGAUGCACAAUCAGAACCACAAAAGACAGAACCCCACGAGAAGCCUGUGCGGUUUGCGGUCCAGUCUCUGGGCUGGGUCAAGAUAGCGGAGGAAGACCUGACCCCAGAGAGGAGCAGUCGAGCGGUCAACAAGUGUAUCGUAGACCUGUCGUUUGGCAGGAACGACAUCAAUGAUGUUGUCGGCAGAUGGGGAGAUGGUAAGGAUCUGUACAUGGACCUGGACAGUGACAGUCUGAGACUGGUGGACACCCAGGACUUCACCACCCUCAACUCCCAGCCCAUACAGUCCAUCCGGGUGUGGGGGGUGGGCAGGGACAAUGGCAGGGAUUUUGCGUACGUGGCUCGAGACAAGACAACAAGAAAACACAUGUGUCACGUGUUCCGCUGUGACACUCCGGCCCGCCACAUCGCCAACACCCUGAGGGAUAUCUGUAAGAAGAUCAUGCUGGAGCGCCACAUUGAACAGAAUGCAGUGGUGCAGCGGUUAAGUCGCCCCACCGACCUCCCCAACCUGGAGAAAUCCAAUGGACAGGCCAAUGGACAGAAGAUGUCCUUCCAAAGUCUGUACAACAGUAUUUCCUUCCCAACUCCAAUGGAGGAACCGAAAAAAGUCAUCCGCUGUCACUACCUGGGGAGGGAGAGGGUCUCUAAACCUACAGGUACUGACAUCCUGAAUAAUGCAAUAGAGUCGGUGUACAGCCGGAUUCCUCCAGAGAAGUGGAUGUUUGUGGAUGUGGCUAUCGCUCCCUCCACCCUCACCAUCACAGAACGCGGGAAGCCAGAAAACAAGAUAGAUGACUGUCGCAUUCGCUUUCUGUCAUUCAUGGGAAUCGCCAUGGAGAAUUCCAAAUUGGGAGGAUUCAUCAUGCAUGGAGCGGAGGACCAGUUUUACGCCCACAUAUUCCACUGUGAACCCUCAGCAGGCCCACUCUGUAAAACAAUAGAGGCGGCUUGUAAGUUGCGAUUUCAAAAAUAUCUGGAUGCACAUGGAAUUCAGACUCCCACCCCCACACAGAAAAACAAGUUGGAGACUAUAGGGGAGACAUUCAAGGCCGGGGUCAAGGCCAGUGCUGUGGGGGUUCAGUCGGGGGUCAAGGCCAGCCUACAUGGAGUUCAGUCUGUGUUCAGUUUACUCAAAAAUAAAGUGAAGUCUGACCAGACGUGACCUUGUCUGAUAGAGUUUUGGUGCUUGCUUUCGACAUAGUGUUCAGAGUUUUGUGGAGAAUCUGAAGUCUCCAGUCAAAUAAACAUGGACGCCACUACCCUUAAGAAGCUCUCAACAGAUGGCAAGAAGCCGCUGAUGAACCUACUGACCAUGACAGAGUCUGUUGUGUGGGAUAGUGUUCAUUAGCUGAUGUAGGACAAGCAUUAUAAUUUAUAUAUUCUGUGUAAGGUGAUAUGCAAACAGUCUAUGACAUGCCUGUAAAUAUACAUGUAUAUGUAUGAUUAUUUUAUAUUGUUAUUGAUCAAUAAGGAGUUAGAGUGAGAGUACUGUAGAUAUGGUAAGGUUUAUCUAUUACAGCAUAUAAUGUUUAAUACUAAGGUUGGCACCAAUGGUAAAGGCCUCAAUCUAUUCAAAACUAACCACAGCCCGUUUUAUGAAAAGGGGGUUGUAAGAGUUAUAGAACUUUGAAAAAUGUCCCCAUAUAAAUACAAAAAUAUUAUGACAGUUUUAAGCUGAGCUUUUGAUAUGAUAGAAUUUUGCAUUCCAAUUUUGUAAGAAGAGAAAAAAAGGUUGUUAUAUACAUUAUAUUAAUAAGCAUUAAUUUUUUGUCUAUAUUUGUUAUUUGAUACAUUUGUUCAUGUAGAUAAUGGCAUGUUUUGUUAAUGGUUUAAAUAUUUUACUGGAAAUCUUUUAUAGCCUAUAUCUUUUGAAUUGUUUUUCAAUUCUUGCCUUUAGUUAUCAAGCAGAUACUGAUGUUUUGUGUUUUGUCUUUGUUGCCAUUUAAAAUAUCAAAACCACCAUUUAUAUCAAGGGUAUUUCUGUUUUUUUAACGGACAGAUCAUGUGCGGACCAGAUUCUAGCUAGUUGUGAUAUUUGUACGGGCAUUUGUACUUAUUUUCAUGCUGAUUGUACAUUUCUCUUUUCUUCCAGAGUUUUUUUUUUUAUUCUUGUUUAUAAUGGUUGUAGUUUUACCAGAAGUACAUUAUGAAUCUGCUAUGUUUUAUUGAAACCUUCUGCCAGAUUAUAUACUCAUUAUAUAUAUUUGUUUAUGCCUGUUGCUUGUUCCAAUGAUUUGCCAUAUGAUCAUUAUGUUUCACUAUUUUUUUUUUUUUUUGCCGAAGAGGUACUUCUACACAUGUGCAAUAUCCGAUAAAUUCAGGUGUACAAACCAUUUGCAUACCGGUAGUUGUGACAUUCUUGUGUUAAUGAAAUAAUUGUGUAUAGUUUUAUGUAAUAUUAUGUCUGUUAGGUAAUCUUUGAUCAUUCUAGUACAGUGUUUAUUGCUGACGAAAUCCUCAAUCCUCUUCAAAAUAGAUAAUUUUUUAAAGAAAUUUUUACUAUGUAUGAGUAGUAUUGCAUUUUAAAAUUGCUGCGAUUACAGAGUAUAGCAGCAGAUCUGUAUUAACCUAUAAAGAUCUUGACGAUAUCUUUUUGAAUGAAUAUCAUCACAGCCUCUUGUUCGUUCUGAUUUUCAGUUUUGUCUUCCAGUUUUUGUCUACAAAUCUGCAGUGGUUCAGAAAAUUUGUUUUUGAUUUUUAUUUGAUAUGAGUUUAAAUCUUGUUUAUAGUCCCUGGUUGAUGAAAUGACUACGGUAGCUUAUAGUUGUGCACAAACUAAUAAUUUGACCAAUAUUUGGUUGCUUCUUUAUAUAGAUAGUAAAGAAAUGCUUUUCUUGAUGAAUAACUAACCAUGUAUACAAUUUUAAGUUUGUAAUAAUUGUUUUUCUUGAAAAUUACGUAUUAUUACAACUAAAAGUUUGUGAUUAAAUCCAGUAAAGAACUGUUCCCCAAGCAGUUAGGUUGUUACGGUUUGUUGCUGUGGUGACACUAUCACAUGACACUGGGUUGUGUCGUAUUACUGGAAGGUGAUAGUGUACGAUGUCUGUGAAAUCAAAAUAUGACUGUGUUACAAUUGUUUUGGUUUCAGUAUAGAAUCUUUUAUACCUCUGUUGUUUUCUGGAUACCAAGGUUGUGUUUUCUUUGUGGCCAGUUUUGAUUAGCCUAGGGGGGUCCUAUAGCCUCACCAAUCUACACUGCUUUAAUUGUCGGAUGGAUGAGUGGAUCGUUCAUAAUUAAUGUGUCUCUUUUAUUCAAGCUUGGGACAGAGUUCUGAUGAAGAAAUUCCUAUCAAAAAUUAAAUACCAAUAUAUAGGAAUUGUUUUGUCAAGAAAUUUUAGCAGGUAUUGUCCGAGUUUUGAUUGACAGCUGUGAUUAUGGAGACACUUUACACUCCAUAUUUUAUUCAGAUUUUCAUUACCAGGCAUAGGUUGAAGGUUGAUGAGACCUAUUGUUAAAAAGUUUAAAAAUCAAUUGAGUUUGUAAUUGAUAUACACAGAUUUCCUCAUUAAUUGACCCAUUAAAACAUUCUAUUAAAGCAAGAGGUAUUCAGAGAUUGGUUGUACCACCUCACUCAAACCCGCUUACAAAAGAAAUUGAGAUUGCCUUUAAAAUGAUAGAGAAAUGAAAAAAAAAAUGGAUCACAUUUUAAUGCAUCAAAACUUUCUGAAAAAAUGAGAAAGUUGACUGUAUUUCAUAUUCAUUUUAUUAAUCUACAAUCAUCUCACAAAGCUCACCAUGCAAAUCUCUGACCACAUGCUACAAAUUUUUAUCUUUCUAGAAGUGUAAUGUCAUCAAUUAGACAAGAUUGGUACAGAGAAUCUCUCAAAAUGCAUAUUCUGUGAUUGUUUGUACAUUGUUAUGUAUAUGUAAACAUUCUUGAAUUUUAUAUGACAGAUCUAAACACACUGCAACAUUUGCCAUAUGAUGGCUUGUAUAAGAUAUGUGAAAUUCUAAGGGUUCAUCAUCUUGUAUUGUCUUUGCUGAUUUGUGUAUGUAUAUGUUAGUUUCAUGUUGUCAUUAUAACUAACCAGCUUUAAAAAGCAGUGUGUUAAUUAAAACAUGUAAUUUAUUAGCGUGGGAGUGAUUAAAAAAAACCAUAAAGACAAGUUGUCCAGUUUAGAUUACAAAAUUUCGGGAAAGUAUGCUAUCAUGCUUUUUUUAAGCUGAUGUACAACCUUGUUUUAAGAAAUUUAACAGAUUGCAUUUUAUGAACUUUUGACACUUGGGUUUUUCAUUAAUGGCCAUUAAACCAUAAUUAUGCUUUAAACAAAUAACACUUCUGAGCUGUUGAUUUCAGUUGUUACUGUAUUUUAUGAUAUUGCAAUAAAGGCAAAAAUUUGCUGUCAUAAAAGCU